Ixodes scapularis (black-legged tick) is the source of this 2797-nucleotide messenger RNA. It is a transcript of the gene Spt-I, whose product is annotated as serine palmitoyltransferase 1. Gene Ontology annotation, molecular function: pyridoxal phosphate binding; serine C-palmitoyltransferase activity. The record is from RefSeq and is a predicted model, not a curated record. The coding region runs from base 425 to 1843 and encodes 472 amino acids. Gene Ontology annotation, cellular component: endoplasmic reticulum. Gene Ontology annotation, biological process: sphingosine biosynthetic process; ceramide biosynthetic process. The transcript is spliced from 11 exons. NCBI's taxonomy places the organism in Eukaryota, Metazoa, Arthropoda, Arachnida, Ixodida, Ixodidae.
UUUAUUUUUAGUUUUUUGUGGAUGAACUUGUUGUCUUAAAUUGUUUACGUGAUACAACUUGCAAAUUGGAACGUAUGAAUUAUCAGACCAUGGCGAUUCUGAAACAAUCGAGCACCGGUCAGGCGACCCAUCAUCAUGACCGACAAGAGAGGUUAUUUCCCUUGCUCAUUGCACUUUCUCUUCUCAGACCAUGGGAAGAGGGAGAGAAGGGGGGUUUCUUUGGGAGGGGACGAGGCACGACGCCGAGUGUAUCCCACGUUGCCGUUAGCUGCCAUGUCCUAACAGUAGCUCGUAAUCCUAACCCCUCGUUAGUAUUAUUACUACUUCAACUUGUAACAACAAUUUAAGCCGAUCUCCGAUCUCAUUCCUAUCCCCUCAUCCAAACUUCUACGCUGCCGUGCCGCCGAGUCCACCGACUGCGAAGAUGGCUGUUACCGCUGUAUCCUGGGAGCUGUACGAAAUGUUCGAGGCCUUUCUAAAGGCCCCCGUCUAUCACCUCGCUUUAGAAGCUCUCCUUUUCGUCUGGGUGCUGUGGCUGUUGCUUAGAAAAAGUGCGCCGCUCGACGCGGGCGCCUCAAAGCUGACAGAAAAAGAAAAAGAUGAGCUGAUUGCGGAGUGGACACCCGAGCCACUGGUACCCGACACCCCUCCAGAUCACCACGCGCUCCAUCCUCGAGUGAUUACGAGCAAGGUGGGCAAGACCAUGGUGGUGGAUGGUCGGUCGUGCCUCAACCUGGCAAGUCACAACUACCUCAGUCUGGCCGAGGAAAGCCAGGCUCAGGAGGCUUCUUUGGCGGGUCUUCGCAAGUAUGGCGUCGGAUCCUGCGGCCCACGGGGCUUCUUCGGCACUGUGGACAUUCAUCUGGAGCUCGAGAGUCGCCUGGCCGAGUUCAUGGACGUUGAAGAGGCCUGUCUCUACUCUUAUGGGUUUUCCACUAUGUCCAGUGCCAUUCCAUCUUACGCCAAGCAGGGAGACAUCAUUUUUGUGGACGAGGAGGUCUGCUGCGCGGUGCAGAUGGGGCUGAAGGCGUCGCGCAGCACGGUGCGCUACUUCCGCCACAACGACACGGAGGACCUGGAGCGUCUGCUCCUGGAGCAGCAGGAGCGGGACCAGGCGGACCCCCGCAAGGCGAGCGUGACGCGGCGCUUCCUGAUCGUGGAGGGGGUCUAUGCCAGCACCGGGGACCUGUGUCCCCUGCCCAAGCUGGUGGAGCUGCGGGCACGUUUCCAGCUGCGACUGUUCAUCGAGGAGUCCUGCUCGUUCGGCGUGCUCGGCAAGACCGGGCGUGGCGUGCGGGAACACUUCAACGUGCCUAGCAAAGAGAUUGACCUGAUGUGCGCCACCCUCGAGAACGCCAUCGGGUCUUUCGGCGGCUUCUGCUGCGGCACCAGCUUUGUGGUGGAUCACCAGCGCCUCUCGGGACUGGGUUACUGCUUUUCGGCAUCACUUCCUCCGCUUCAGGCAUCCGUUUCCAUGUGGGCUAUAGACCACCUGACCAACCAUCCAGAAAUCUUGGUGACACUGCGCCGGAACUGCCUCCUAAUGCACGAGAAGCUUAAAGGCGUGCCGCAACUGCGUCUGGGAGGGGACGAUGUCUCGGCCAUCAAGCACCUCUACGUGGCCGGUGAACGGCCGCGCGAUGUGUGUGACCGCCUCCUAGAUCAGCUGGUGCAAAAGGCCUGGGAGGAAGGCGUGGUGCUCACUCGCAGCCGGUACCUGGAACCACCCGAACACCUGACCAGAGAACCGAGCAUACGGAUUGCCGUCUGUGCGGCGCUCACGGAACAAGACAUCGACCACGCCUGCAGCGUGAUUGGUCAAGCUGCCCAGGCGAUCCUAUGAUCGGAUCAAAUUGCUUGUGCUCUCGUGUGAGGCUCACGUGGGCCACGUGCCUCUAUCCCCGUGUGCCGUCCACGCCUAGGGGGGAUGCGUUAUUCGAAGCCUUUGAGCGGCGUAAUCGUUUGAGUCGCGUACCAAGCAUUUGGUAUGACGGGUUAUGAUGAACGUUGAACGGACCAGUUCUUGUUGUCCAGUUUUUAUUUCCCGAGGAGUCGUUGUAGUUCGCAAUUCGAAAAACAUCGCGGUAGCUCUCGUUCUACGUCCGUGGUGGCAGUGAAUCUAAAGACGAGCCAGCCGAAGGCCUGUUCUGUAUGUUUAAAAUAAAAUAAAAAAAAACAUAUUUUUUUAUGCCAUUUUUCUUCUGUCACUAUUUUUAGUGCCUGUGCCAGCAUUACAAGCUUUCUGCAGCUAACCAUUUCUCUAGAGAACAGUUGUGGUAAGCUUUUAAUGCCAGUAUAAGCUCUUGAGGCUCUCAUGUAAUCAAGAUUCACACGUGGAAAAUAUUGUGAAUAGUACCUAGUUUGUAUUGGUCGAAUGCUGUGCCACAGGUGCUAUUUAACUGCUAUGUCCCAUCUUGAUGGUUCCUCGAAUUUUUCAUGUUAGUUACCUUGAAUCAGCUGGCGGUUGCAAGAAGAGGCUUUGUCCGGUGUUUGUGAGAGGGGUUGAGGACAUAUUGUUUGUGUGCGAGAUUCAAAAGCUUCCUGUCGUCGUGGAAGUGAUGAUGCUUCCAGGAAAAGUCUGGUCGUACAGUUGGAACAAAGGGACCUGGCUCGAGCUGCGGAGAGUAGUGCUGGAGUUGUACAUAUUGGGGAUGCCUUCCCAAAGAACACCAAAGAUUGUUUCAUUCCACAGGAACAACGGCAGCCAUGAAUAUUCAUUAGUUUUUUUAGUAACUGGAUUUGUUUGUUUUUUAUUUUUUCAGCCUUUGUUGUCUGCAAAUAAACUUGCUUCUCAAAA